Molecule: messenger RNA, 333 nt
Organism: Dibothriocephalus latus
Lineage: Eukaryota; Metazoa; Platyhelminthes; Cestoda; Diphyllobothriidea; Diphyllobothriidae
Source: the annotation of a GenBank genome assembly
GAACUUGUUAAGACAACUAGCUCUCUUUACUUCCAAGCGUCAACCACUCGAGCACCGAACCUGCGGGACCUCGUGGAGACUGCUCUUCUCGAACGCGUAGCUCGAGGCGACUUGCUCACACCCCAGCCACCGCCACCAAAGGCCACUGCUGUCCCCUGUUCUCCGGAGCCCACUGCUGGCAAAUCGCCUACUGUACUCGAUUCAAGUCGCAGAGAGGCCACUACAGAAGAAGUCGGCGAGAUUAGCGCAAAGGCUCCUUCCUCAACCUCCACUGCGCCUCCUCACGUCUCUGUCUGCGAUCGUGCUGCCAGCGCCCGGGUAAGUCUUAUGUAG